CUACAACCCUCAUUCUCUUCUCUUUAGCCGCCUCUCUCCCUUCUCCCCUCUUCGUUCUCUUUCAUUUUUUUUUUCGGCGAUCACAGCGGUUCGACCGAGCUUUAUCCAGCGAAAGGAAUCAGCCCUCAUCCGGCGACGGGGAGACUUCUUCCAGCAACAGGAGCGGCACUCUUCCACGGCAGAGACGAGGAUUCUUGCGGACUGAGAUGAGCUUCGUGCGGCUAAGACGAGACAAAUCUCGACGACAAAAGAUUAAUGUUUUCUAACCCAAUUCUUCUCCUUCGACCGACGAACGAUAAACCCGCGAAACUUUAAGAAAAUUUGAUUAACCUUGAAACUGCGAUUGCCGAGGAGACGAACGCCGUAGAAGUCGGUCGCCGGCAUUGUUGUCCCAGCCCCUGCUCAGCGCCUAGAUCGCGGCCUUUUCUAGCGUGCAAGGCAGCCCAGGUUGCAGGCCUUUAUCUGCAUUCGUAGCCCAAUGAGGGAGCCCAAUUGCGUAAGGUCUAGAUUCCGCAGCCCUUUUUGCAGCCUGCGUCCGGCACGCGUUGGGUCGAGUUGGCCAACGCUUUUCACAACUGAAGCCUUCAUCCAGCCAUCUCCAGCCCGCAUGAUUGUCCAGCCCAACUCGCUCGCAGGACCAUGUCCGCGGCCCGUCUCCCUCCAGCAGUGCGUACUAAUUGCCAUAGCACACCUGCCAGCAAGCCAGCGUCUUUCCAGCAACCUAGUGAGCUACCAACCGGCUCAAGUGCGACCGCAGCUGUCAAGUCAUGCCCGGUGGCACACUUUUGAACCGACCGACAACUUGCCGGGAGUUGAUCACGAAGGGUGGCUGGCCGCCGGGGUAUCAUUGCGCGUGAACAGGGGUGGUCGCCGGAUCUUCACGCGGAGGAGCAGCGAUGAGGCGGAGCGGGUCUGCCGGCAAUCGAGGAGCGCCGAGAAGGUGGUGAUCACGCGGGGCGGGAAACACUGGAAGGUGAUGAUCGGAUUUCCUUUGAGGAGGAGAAAAGAGAGCGCGGCUGAGGGAUUCUUCGUCCCUUUCUUUUUUUAA
Molecule: messenger RNA, 1048 nt
Organism: Striga asiatica
Lineage: Eukaryota; Viridiplantae; Streptophyta; Magnoliopsida; Lamiales; Orobanchaceae
Source: the annotation of a GenBank genome assembly